Nematostella vectensis (starlet sea anemone) is the source of this 5317-nucleotide messenger RNA. RefSeq names its product nuclear receptor subfamily 2 group E member 1. The transcript has 4 exons. Lineage: Eukaryota; Metazoa; Cnidaria; Anthozoa; Actiniaria; Edwardsiidae. Gene Ontology annotation, molecular function: zinc ion binding; RNA polymerase II cis-regulatory region sequence-specific DNA binding; nuclear receptor activity. The record is from RefSeq and is a predicted model, not a curated record. Bases 2076 to 3383 code for a protein of 435 amino acids. Gene Ontology annotation, biological process: regulation of transcription by RNA polymerase II; anatomical structure development; cell differentiation.
AACAGGGUCCACUUUAGAGUACAGUCUUGUUCUUUGAGUUUUCUAAUAUUGCUUAAGGUACUACAAGAAGGUCUUUCUGUUAUUAAAAGCGUAAUGAGUGUCACUCUAUUGACGCUAGACCAAGUUAACACAUCAUACCCAUAGAAAAAUUCCUCCCUCUUUCAGGAUAAAGAAAUGCAAAAAAAUCCUUGCAAUACUAUCUUAUAAAUGCUUGUGGAAUAAGAUUCUUAUUCGCAACUACAAAUUCAGAUCCAACUUCAUAUCUGUAAUGCAGAAGGCAGUUUCUAGAGGCAUGAAAAACCGACGACAUGGAAUGAUACCGAUCUAGGGGGAGGCACGGGAGAAGCGGGGAGAUUUUUGUAGAAACGAAGAAAUAAACUUUACCCACCAAGAUCUGUAAUCCCCCUUUCCUCCAAUUCAGGGAACCCUGGAUCGAAGCCUAUUAUAUUGGGAUGGUAAUGACACGGUUAUCUAUGUAUAGUAAGACUUUAGUACGCUGUACUACGCAUUUUGGCAUAAAGGUCACAACACGGCAAUCACGAUUCGAUCACGGAGUUCAUGCAAAUCGAGCUCUGUAUUAGAGCCUUUAAAAACCUAUCACUUUAAUCAAACUCAGUUUAUAAACCUUCACAAAAGUGGACAAUAAUGCAAACAUUUUAUUCGUCGCAGGAGAACGCCUUGCAAAGAUUUUGACUUUAUUACGUGACAGUAUGGACGAUUUGUGUUUAAAGUCUGAGGGUUUAAACUUCAGGGUGGCAGAACAGGUACAAUUGCCGCAUGCGCGUUACUGGCAAUUACAGGUGCAUUUGACACGUGAUGAGCGGCGCUAGCAAAGAUACCGUUAAGCUCAUCUAGAAGGAUCUAGAGCCUAAAAACUAAAAGUUACUGUUACCACACGCGACAUCUAGACAUUGAGCAAAUCUUUUUCGCUUCCUUAAUCUUUAUUCAGUGCUAAGCAACCAAGUUCUACCUCUUAGAGACGCUAGAUAAAAUUCUACCACUUAGAGACAACCCAGACGGCCAAGCAAUCCUCAUGUAUACUUAGAGACGCAAGGGUCAAUCUAGAGCCAAACAACCAGUUAGGAACUUCGCUCACAAGCUCAAUCGGGAUACUUAUUCCAUUUGAAUUUCUUGAAAGUGCACAACUUAUUGCGUUUAAAAUAGGUAGAUUUUUUAAAGUAAAGAUAGACUAUGAAGUACAAAGUUUUUCUAUUUGUAUGCAAGACAUGCGACAUCUCGUCUUUUAUAUAUUAACGUUUAGAAUUCGAUUAUUUUGAGUCGAAAAAUACUUCUGGGGACUGUUUUAAUUAUAUUUUCAAUAUAUGCAGAUUGUUUUAUAUUAUUAUCUUACUGAUGUCGGUGUUUAUUUGAACAUAGCUAUUGCAUGUUCACAUCUGUGGCACUUUGUUGUAAUAACCAAAUUAAACGCCAAAUAGUAAUGCCUGUUAGUUCCGGGGUAAUAGCGAAGCGCGGUCUAAGCGUAGCGUAAUGUUAGUGUUUUUUCCUACUUGUUAUAUGUGUUCACAGGUUUGGCUUAGAAUCUAAGUAGAAUCUUUGGCUUUGUGGUCAUGCCUCUGGUCGAAUGGUCGACAAGUUGGGAUGAACCGUUGCCAAAAUAGUAACAGGGUAAUGUUCACGCCCCGACCGCGUCAACACACAACCACAAUUAGCACAUUCUAUCAUCUUCAGGGAAUCCCACCCUUUUACCUAACAUCGGCAAGAACAAGGACAAGAGAUAAUACAAAUUUAAAAAAUCAGAUAAAAUUUUAGAAAAAAUUGCGAGUAGAGAAUUUUGCAAAUUUAACUUGAUGCAAUAUCAGGAAGCCAUUUAGCUGCCGUGAAGAUCACUAAAUCAGCCAAUCAGAACGUUAGGGUGUCACAUUUAAGAAUAGCUGGUCCAAUCAGAGCGCCCGAUUCACGCGCACCUGUUCGAUUCAAGGCUUUGCUCGAUACUUUAAGCUCUACCCCUAAUUACCGUAUCUGGCGUUGCAAUAAGCUGCUUGUUAUCAAGCAAGCUGCCUUUAUACUAAAGCUGGCGGCAUAACGCAGAAUCCAGGAGGUUUUUUUCAGGUCUCAUGAUGGAUAUGGGGGUCGUUGGGAAUUCAGAUGAGGGAUUGACAGUCGACCGCAAGCCACUUGUGCUGUGUCGCGUUUGUGGCGACAGAUCCUCGGGAAAGCACUACGGUGUCUUUACUUGCGACGGCUGCAGAGGAUUUUUCAAGAGGAGUAUUCGGAGGAAUCUUACUUAUCACUGCAAAGAACUGGGCAAGUGUGUUGUGGAUGUAGCCAGACGGAACCAGUGCCAAGCGUGUAGGCUCAAGAAAUGCUUUGAAGUACAAAUGAAUAAAGACGCGGUCCAACACGAGAGGGCGCCACGCUCCGCGCAGAUCCUCCCGAGAGCAACCUCCACCACCACUAUCGUGAGCCACACCUUCUGUGAGCCCAUUCGCGACAAUCUCCCCCUCGCUCCCCACCCUAUGUGCCAAACACUGCCUUUACAAGACAACACUGAAUCAAAGCUGAAAACAGAAUCUGAGCCUACGCGCAGCCCACAGUCGGACAGCGGCAGUACACCGCCAUCAUCACCUCCAUAUCACGGACAGAACAACAACCGGUCACCUGAUUCUUCUAAGAAGCACAGCUUCAUGUCUAUCGCAAGUCUCAUAGAUACGAAAGAAAAUCAGGAUGGGAAGAAGGACUUGAACAAAGAAGACCGACCGGACGGGGUCCCAACACAGAGGAGUACUGACAUGUGUCCAGGGUGGACCUUCCCUACGGGGUACCAGACCGCCCCCCAGGACUCGAUUUACGAGUCCGCUGUCCAGCUAUUGUACAUGUCUGUCACGUGGGCCAGGAACAUCCCUACCUUCCUGGACUUACCAUUCCGCGACCAGGCAAUACUUCUAGAGGAGGGCUGGAGCGAGCUGUUCGUAUUGAGCUCCGCACAGUUCUCGCUCCCACUGGAUAUGGGCCCACUUCUGUCUGCAGCAGGACUGCAGGUAGAUAAGGCGCCAACUGAUCGUAUUGUUGCGGGAAUGGCGGACAUCCGCUUGCUACAGAACAUCGUCACGAGGUUCAAACGACUGCAGAUUGACUCUACGGAGUACGCAUGUCUGAAGGCGAUCGUCCUCUUUAAGCCAGACUUACGCGGACUUCGAGCACCACAGCUAGUUGAGCGACUACAAGACCAGGCCCAGUCCAUGCUCGGCGAGUACUGUCGUUCCCAGUACCCCGACCAACAGGUGCGCUUCGGUAAACUACUCCUCAUGCUACCGUCAUUAAAGACCGUCAGCCCUAAGAUGAUUGAGGACUUGUUCUUUCGUGGUACCUUGGAUAAUGUCCCUAUCGAAAGGAUGCUUUGCGACAUGUUCAAAUCCAGCUAAGGCUGUUAACCAGUCGAUACGUCGUCGUUCGCUGAUCAACGAAACGUCAGGGACAAAGUUUUGAAGUGUAGAUAUUAGCAUUUAGCUUGUAUAAUUAUUGUGUAUUAUGUAGAAUAGGAAUUUUUGUAUAAUUUCACGCCAUAAUUUUGGGUGGCUAUUUUGCACAGGUAUACCAUGCAUUCAUACCGGCACUUUCUACAGUCUCGCAGUCUCUUUGAGUUUCUUUGUAUUUUUUAUUUUUUUUUAUAUACCAUUUUUAGCACACUGUUUUCUUUUAUAAGAACCUUUUUAUAAGAACGUCCUUACCGAGAUUUGCCCAAAUUCUAAGAACAGAAACAUGCCGAGGCUAAGAUAGGAAUAUUGCUUUGUUUAGAGUGACGUGUUCUAAAAUGCAAAUUCAAAUUAUGUUCAUAAUAACAUCUUAAAUAUUACUACUAUUGACAAUUUAUACAAUUCUCUUCCAAUACUUAACUGGUGUACCAUCAUAUUUGUAUAAUACACAUAAUGGGGGUACCAUCAUAUUUGUAUAAUACACAUAAUUUGGGUACCAUCAUAUUUGUAUAAUACACAUAAUGGGGGUACCAUCAUAUUUGUAUAAUACACAUAAUGGGGGUACCAUCAUAUUUGUAUAAUACACAUAAUGGGGGUACCAUCAUAUUUGUAUAAUACACAUAAUGAGGGUACCAUCAUAUUUGUAUAAUACACAUAAUGGGGGUACCAUCAUAUUUGUAUAAUACACAUAAUUGGUGUACCAUCAUUUGUAUAAUACACAUAAUGGGGGUACCAUCAUAUUUGUGUAAUACACAUAAAAGAAAAGUGCAUUAGGGCACGGCCAUUUUAUAUCCAAAAAGCAGUCUUGGGUUCACAAUAAUAGUCUAUUGUUAAAGGUUUUUUUUAUGUUUUUACUAGGUUGCGUUUUCUUAAAACUUUUUCAAACUUCCCAAGGUAUACCAAAGGUGUUGCAUGGAACACUUGUUGUAAAUAUUCGCAAUUCGCUAGCAAAGGGAAACCAUACCCAGGGGCGGAUACAGGUGGGGGGGGGGGGGUGGAUUGGGUAGAUAUCCACCUCCCUUUAAGAGUAAAAAAAAAAAAAAAAUGAAAAGUCACUUUGUAUGAAAAAAAUAAAUGUCUGUGGGACGGGAGGUACUGUCCAUGUGCCUUUGCCUGCUUGACUUUGCUGUCGCAACAAAUCCAAUUCAGCGUGAAGUAUGUAAGAUCAUUUUGAAAUUCUGGAUCCGCCACUGGACACCACAACAUGUGACAACUGCUAUAAAUUCAAAACUAGUUCAAUAAAAAUACCUAGAGCUUAUACUCAGGAACAGGCAAAGAAUAACUGAAAACUUUAUUUUACAUAGUGAACAUAGCGAGCCGAGUUUAUACUCCAACCAUUCACUUCCUCACUAGAAAAUGAUAUUCGGCCAUACCACUGAGAAGGCAUUGACACUGAGGCCAUACCACUGAGAAUUCAUUGGUAUGGCCUCAGUGUCAAUGCCUUCUCAGUGACUUCUGGCUAUGAACCUGCAAAUCUUGCAGGUGCAUAGCCAGAAGUCGCUGAGAACGGUGGAGGGGCAGUCGUUGAUGUCAUGUUCAAAAAGUAUAAUAAUAUCGGUGUUUCACCUCUUAGAUAGGACUAAAUAUGCACGAAUAAGUAUAUAAAACUAUUUAAAAAGCCGGAAUCUUAAGAAGAUUGGCACAUCUAGUGCUUUUUCUAACCAAGAAAACAAAGAACAACGUGCAGCUAAACGAUUUUAUAAAAAAGGUUUCUUAUCUUUUUACAGUUACUUUUUUUUACUUUGACGAAUUGUUUGAUGGACAUAAUGAUUUUGUAGGGCUACCAACAAAUAUAUAGGCUAAUUAUAUACAUCCUUUUAUAGCUAUGCUGCAAAUGCACUAUUAUCUUCAUGUCUGGUGUGAAAUAAACACGACUCAAAAUG